GAACUGGCUCUCGGAAACCUGGGCCGGCUGCCUGAGGCUGAGGGCUGCAGCCGGAAAAUCACCGGGGCGGAGGGGGCUGUGCUGGGAAGCCGGCUCUAGAGAUGCGACUGUGCAUGCAGAGGGUGGCAGGCCCCGAAAGCCACCUUGCAGGCUGCUUGGGAGCGGGGCCAGAGAGCAGCACCCGUGGUGUUAGCGAAGGGGCCGGAGUGGGCUCUGGUCUGUGUGCCCAGCUCUGCCAAGGCCCUGACGUAGCUCCGCAGCGGAGGUGCUGAUCAAAGUCCAGGUGUAUGAGAACAGCGACCUCUCCCCGCUGGCCCAGGCUGCUGUGGAAGUGUAUGGGAACCAGACGUCACUGGCCUCAGGCUCCACGGACCAUGAGGGCGUCGGGAUGCUGCCCGUCAGCUACCGCCUGGGCACCUGGAUCCUGGUCACGGCCGCCAAGCGCGGCUUCGUCACCAACUCUGUGCCCUGGCGGGUCGACAAGCUGCCAUUGUAUGCCUCUGUCAGCCUGUAUCUGCUCCCGGAGCGGCCCGCCACCCUCAUCCUCUAUGAGGACUUGGUGCAGAUCUUGCUGGGAUCACCAGGGGCCAAGAGCCAGCCGUGGGUGCAGUUCCAGCGCAAGGCGGCCCGCCUGCCCCGCAGCUCCACCUACAGCCAGCUCUCCGCCUCCCUGACGGCCGCCAGCGGGGCCCACGACAUGCGGGGCUUCCCCUCCUUCAUCGGGGCUGACAGCAACGGCAGCGCCAACAGCACCUGGCUGGAGCUGCUUCCCAUCGCGGCCGUCAGCGUCCACCUCUUCACGGGCAAUGGCACUGAGGUGCAGCUGUCGGGCCCCGUGCACCUGUCCAUCCCGCUGCCUCCCGACACCAGCGCCACCGCGGCCACCAGCGUGCCAGCCUGGAGGUUCGACAGCAAGAGCGGCCUGUGGCUCCGAAACGGGACAGGGCUGAUCAGGAAGGAGGGGCGCCAGCUGUACUGGACGUUCGUCUCACCCCAGCUGGGGUACUGGGCUGCUGCUCUGCCCUCCCCCACCACAGGGCUGGUGGCGCUGGCGUCGGGGAUGAAGGACAUCACCACGUACCACACCAUCUUCCUGCUCACCAUCCUGGGGGCGCUGGCGCUGCUGGUGCUGAGUCUGCUCUGUCUGCUCAUCUACUACUGCAGGCGGAGGUGCCUGAAACCCCGACAGCAGCACAGGAAGCUGCAGCUGUCUGGGCCGCUGGAUGCCUCGAAGCGAGACCAGGCCACCUCCAUGUCCCAGCUCAACCUGAUCUGCACCAGCCACCUGGAGACAGCCUCAUCGGCUGGCGACACCGACGCGCACACGCCCAUCCUCAAGUCGGCCUUCUCCAGCUCCCGCGAGCUGGGCAGCUCCCGCGAGGAGUUCUUCCGUCACAAGCUGCGGCAUGUCAGCAAGGCCUCCACGGAGACGCUGAGCCAGCGGGGUGCCCCCAAGGAGGAGAGCUUCUCGCUCAAGGCCGCGCGCUCCGUGGACGGCCCGGGCGCGCUGGAGCCCCCCUUGCUGGAGGAAUACAAGCGCAGCUUCUCCCACCAGCGCGUGGAGGACAAGGGCGCCGAGCCGCCGCGGAAGCACUCCAGGAACGAGAGCAAGCCCUACCUCCAGGAGCCGCCCUCCCCGCCGCCCCUGCCACCCCCCUUUGACCACUACGUGGGCCACAAGGGGGAGCCCAAGCCCCCCGACUUCAUGCUGUCGCAGUCCGUGGACCACCUGGCCAGGCCCACCUCGCUUACCCAGCCGGGGCAGCUCAUCUUCUGCGGCUCCAUCGACCACAUGAAGGACAGCGUGUACCGCAACGUCAUGCCCACCUUGGUCAUCCCGGCCCACUACAUGCGCCUGGCGUCGGAGUACCCCUCCGGGGAGCAGGCCCUGGCCGGCCCGGCGGAGAGCCAGCCCGAGAUGGAGGGGCUGCCCGGCCAGGCCGGGAUCACCAUCCCGCACCAGUUCGGGCCCCAGGACCAGCAGCGGCAGCUCCUCCAGCAGCAGCUCCAGCUGCAGCACCAGCAGGGCGAGGACUCGGAGGGCAAGGGCUGGGGGGCGCACUCCUCCUCGGUCAGCGGCUCCGUCACCAUCCCGGUGCUGUUCAACGAGUCCACCAUGGCCCAGCUGAACGGGGAGCUGCAGGCGCUGACGGAGAAGAAGCUGCUGGAACUGGGGGUGAAGCCCCACCCGCGGGCCUGGUUCGUCUCGCUGGACGGGCGCUCCUCCCAGGUGCGCCACUCCUACAUCGACCUGCAGGGCAGCGAGAAGAGCCGGAGCAAUGACGCCAGCCUGGACUCGGGCGUGGACGUCCACGAGGCCAAGCCCCACAAGCGGGCCAAGGAGGAGCGGGAGCGGCCCCCCGCCCCCCCCACCUACUCCAAGCUGGCCUUCCCCGACGACCCCGAGCAGAGCAGCAGCGAGAGCCGCACGGCCAUCUGCUCCCCCGAGGACAACUCCCUGACGCCCCUGCUGGACGAGACGGCCGAGGCCCGGGCCGCCACCAUCCCCCGCCGGGGCCGCAGCCGGGGCACCAGCUCCCGCAGCAGCGCCAGCGAGCUGCGCCGGGACUCCACCACCAGCCCUGAGGACGAGCUGACCGACCCGGCCGAGGGGGACGACAGGAAGAGCCCCUGGCAGAAGCGCGAGGAGCGCCCGCUCAUGGUCUUCAACGUGAAGUAAGACGGGGGGCCUGCGCCCCCUCCUGGAGCCGGCGCCAGCCCCUGGGGGGCAGAGGAGGGGGCGGGGCUGGAUGCCAGCGCCUGAUGGGGAGGCCCCUGUGACCAGGGGGCAACGCCAGACCAGGACCCCAAAGACCCCCCCCUCCACCUGAGGGCUGAGCUCUGUGGGGGAGCAGGGGAAGGGGGGGACCCAUGCUGGGAGGCAGUGGGACUGACCCCCAGGGCAGUCCAGAUGGAAAACCAGUGACCUGCUCCCCCCUGCAGCCGGGCACUGUCCGUCGCACCCCCCUGCCUUUCGAGGGACGGCCCAGAGCAGGGAGGAGACGCUGUGGCAGCAGGACAGGGCAGGGGGCUGAUCUCCCCACCACCAGGACCAUCUGUCGGGGCUGCUGCAUGCCGGGCCCCCCUGGGGGAGGGGUGACUUGAGGACUCAGCAGCCGCCCCCGCCAGCCCGAGCCCAGCGGGCAGAGUGAAGGGAUUGAGGCGGGUGGGGGGCAGGGCCUGGGGCAGCCUGGCCCAGCCCGUUUCCAAGCACACUCCAGGGGGGCUGGGCAGACCAUCCAGGGAAGCGAUGCCCAAGCGGAGCCCCCCAACCCCAGGGAGAGCACGGAGCCAGAACAAACUGCGGCUGCUCCUCCCCCAUGACACCAGGCUGGAAGGGGUUAAGAGCCCCCGGCCCCUGCUGGCGUCUGUCCAGCUCCAGGGUGCGUGGAAUGUCUGAGGCUGGGGCCCACCGACUGGCACCUCGCUGUCCAGCUCCAGCUGCACCUGCCUGGCCGGGGGGGCAGCCCCACACCUCGCCGGGGGCAGCCUGAGCUGCGGCAAAGCAGAGCCCAGCCCUGCCAGAGUCCGGUGGCUGCAGCAGGCGCUGGGGCAGCGGCUACAUGGGGGCUGCCAGUGGAGCCUGACCUUUGUCUGCAUCUCUGACACCCUGGGGCUGCCUGGAGCCCCGCGGUGCCAGCCGCACUCAGCUCCCCACCCUCUCCUCCAAGUGCCUUUGUGCCCUGCGCUGCAGGGCGAGUGGCACAGCUGGGCCGUGUGCGCAGAGCCGGCUAAAUCCUCCUCGGGCCUAAUCUGCUUUCCCCAGCUGGGGGGUGGCAGCAUCCCACCACGCAGCCUGGGCGCUGCCUGCGAUUCCCCCCCAAGGCCAGGGGCUCAGCCAGCCCUACCCUGUAUAAGGGGGAGGGGAUUCAGCAGGUGUGUAGGAUCUCCCCAUACCCUGGCCUGGGCUGUGGGGCAGGGCCCUGGGGGCUUCAUUCUCAAGGCACUUCCUGCGGCACCUGCUAGUGCGGCCGUGGGGUGCAGCUGCACUUGGGCCGAGAAGCAGCUGCUGUUGGCUUCUGCACCCAGGCAGGCCCUAGCGGGGGCUCUGGGACACAGCGGGGGGAUCCCUAGGGAAUAAAACACCCACCUGUGGCUUUUACUUUCACCUCUUAGUGUCUUUUUGCCCUACGUGUGCUGCUGCCCUGUCACUCCUGCCUGCUCGGCUGGGGCCUGGAGCCUGUUUGUGUCCAAUUUCCACUCGCCCCUGCGGGGGAACUGUGCGUUUUGGGGCACCAGUUGCCUGUGGAACUCCUGGCCACUAAUGCUCUAGGCUCGACAAGGGGGAGAUGGUUCUACAGCUGCCAGGCAGCUCCCCGAAAGCUCUCAGCAUGGCGGGGUGGGGCACUGGCCGGGUUACCCGGCGGGGGCAGCUGAUCCCAGCCAGUUCCCUCCAGUGCCCCAGAGCACAAGGCAGGGGCCCUGCUCUCAACCACGAGGCUUGAUUGGCAACUGCCUGCUGCAGGGAUCUAGUUUGGGAAACUCCUCCCCCUUGGUGGGGUGGGGACUUGGUCAGGCCUGCCAGGUGAUUCUCCACAGCACGAGCACCCCCACCCCACCCCCCAAGAGCAGCUUGUUCCCAGAGCCUAGGCCCUGCACCUGCCACCCACGGAGCAGUGAAAGGCUUGGACUUGCUGAAGUUCUCUUUGGGGUGAGGAGAGCUGCAGCUGUGCCCAAACCUGGUCACCCUCCUGCAGCCAGAGGGCCAGGGGCAGCUUGGCCUGGAUCUGUGCCCUGGCACCCCCCUCCGGCCCAUGGGCUGCACAUGAAACCCCCGCGUUUUAUCCAAGGAGCGAGGCCGGGGCCAGCUUGGCCUGUAGCCCCCCCGUGUUCUCUAGAAUGGCAUUAAUAUAUAA
Mauremys reevesii (Reeves's turtle) is the source of this 4856-nucleotide messenger RNA. RefSeq names its product family with sequence similarity 171 member A2 (gene FAM171A2). NCBI's taxonomy places the organism in Eukaryota, Metazoa, Chordata, Testudines, Geoemydidae. The record is from RefSeq and is a predicted model, not a curated record. The transcript has 8 exons. The coding region runs from base 389 to 2680 and encodes 763 amino acids.